This is a messenger RNA of Acanthopagrus latus (yellowfin seabream), 5770 nucleotides long. Its product is annotated as corticotropin-releasing factor receptor 1. Lineage: Eukaryota; Metazoa; Chordata; Actinopteri; Spariformes; Sparidae. The coding region runs from base 563 to 1873 and encodes 436 amino acids. Gene Ontology annotation, molecular function: corticotropin-releasing hormone binding; G protein-coupled peptide receptor activity; corticotrophin-releasing factor receptor activity. Gene Ontology annotation, biological process: adenylate cyclase-activating G protein-coupled receptor signaling pathway; cell surface receptor signaling pathway. The record is from RefSeq and is a predicted model, not a curated record. Gene Ontology annotation, cellular component: plasma membrane; neuron projection. The transcript has 14 exons.
GAGAAUCGGGGUUUGUUCCUCUGGCGCGCCGGCGUUGUGGCACAACGUGGGCGGCGCGUCGAGGAGCCGCGAUCCGUGGCCGCGCAGGAGGAGCCACAAGCUGGAUGCGAAGCAGCGGGACAUGACGGAGGACAGCACGCGUGUGGAGGGAGUCCUGGUCCGGGGCCAGCAGUGAGGAGAGCCGGGGGGGGGCACCGCGGUGUCCGGGGCGGAUGGUGCGCGUCUUUUUUUUUCUCUCUCUCUCUCCGAGGCGGAUUCAGUUUCCAGUCCGGUAACAGACACUGACGGAGGGACUUGAUUUCCGCAGGUCACCACCUGCGGACCAGCUGACAGAUCACCGCCGCUGGACUCCUUCAUCAAAACCCAUCUGAGGGGGAUCGACUGGUGUCUGUGGAGGGCUGAUCUGUGGCUCACCCAACAUCUUCUUUCUUUCUUUUUUUCAAUUAUUUUUGCGCAAAACUCAGAGGAUAAAAACAACAACAACAACAACAAAAAACCCCACUGUAAAUCAAGUGAUCAGAAGACGUUUAAUGAGAAUUAUGUGAAGAGUUAACGUCUGGAAAUGCGUCGCAAAUGCUUCUAUGUGCUCCAGGUGUGUGCCGUCGUCAGCCUCCUGCCUUCAGGCUCGCUGGCAGAUCUGACAUGUGAAGCUCUGCUCAUGCUGUCGGGGAACGUCUCACUGCAGUCCCUGGCCUCCUCCUGGAACCAAACCCUGAGCAAUGCCACAGGUCAGUGGAGCGGCUCGGGACUCUACUGUGACACCUCCAUCGAUGGCAUUGGCACCUGCUGGCCCAGGAGCAGCGCCGGCCAGAUGGUGUCACGACCCUGUCCAGAGAUGUUCUACGGUGUCAGAUACAACACCACCAAUAAUGUUUACAGGAAGUGUCUCGCAAAUGGGACGUGGGCGCUGAAGGGGAACUACUCCAUGUGUAAGGCCAUACUUCAUGAGGAGAAGAAAGGCAAGAUGCACUACCAGAUAGCUGUGAUCAUAAACUUCCUGGGUCACUGCAUCUCCAUGGUGGCGCUGCUCAUCGCCUUCUUCCUCUUCUUGUGCUUGAGGAGCAUCCGCUGCCUGAGGAACAUCAUCCACUGGAACCUCAUCACCGCCUUCAUCCUGAGGAACGCCACCUGGUUCAUCGUCCAGCUGACCAUGAGCCCCGAGGUGCACGAAAGCAACGUGGUUUGGUGUCGUCUCGUCACUGCCUCCUUCAACUAUUUCCACUCCACCAACUUCUUCUGGAUGUUCGGCGAGGGCUGCUACCUCCACACCGCCAUCGUCCUCACCUACUCCACCGACAAGCUGCGCAAGUGGAUGUUCAUCUGCAUCGGCUGGUGUAUACCGUUCCCCAUCAUCGUGGCGUGGGCCAUCGGGAAGCUGUACUACGACAACGAGAAGUGCUGGUUUGGGAAGCGAGCCGGCGUCUACACAGACUACAUCUACCAGGGUCCCAUGAUUCUUGUGUUGGUGAUUAAUUUCAUCUUCCUGUUCAACAUCGUGAGAAUCCUCAUGACCAAGCUGCGAGCCUCCACCACGUCAGAGACCAUCCAGUACAGGAAAGCCGUGAAGGCCACGCUGGUUCUUCUCCCUCUCCUGGGGAUCACCUACAUGCUGUUCUUCGUCAACCCGGGAGAGGACGAGAUCUCCCAAAUCGUCUUCAUAUAUUUCAACUCGUUUUUGGAGUCCUUCCAGGGCUUCUUUGUCUCCGUGUUUUACUGCUUCCUUAACAGCGAGGUGCGGUCAGCCGUGAGGAAGCGGUUCCACCGGUGGCAGGAGCAGCACUCCAUCCGAGCCAGAAUGACCCAGGCCAUGUCCAUCCCCACGUCACCUUCACGGGUCAGCUUUCACAGCAUCAAGCAGUCCACAUCGCUAUGAAAGAGGAGACCGGCUUUGUCCUACAGACGUGCUUUUGGGAGAAACCACCACCCCCCACCGCCGCCGCCGCCGCCGCUGCUGGCUGUCGUCGUCAUCGUUUUCUGCCACAUCACUGGAGUACACUGAAACACUUUCUGAGCUGGAGAGUGAAGCGAGAGAGAGAGAGAGAGGCUGCAUCAGUCUCCGAAACCUCAGGAGGGACGUUAGACAGAGUUUCAGGAGGAAAUGGAUGACGGGGACGCGGAUAAAGGACACUGCAGACUUUAUGAAACGAGAGGUUGGUGGAUCAAAACGAUGCACGUGACCAAGCGGAGUUCGGAUCUGCGUGACUCUGGACGUGAAUGUACAGCACUUCGUAUUCUCUCAUGUUCGCCUGCCAUAGAAAUUCUUCUGUCGUUUUCCUGCUCGCACACUUUGUGUUUUGCUGCUCAGUGAGAACUCGGAGCUCGUGCUGCUGGACUGCACUGAACUGGAUUCCAACCAGCGGACACUGGACUCAGAUCCCACAGGAGCAGUGACUAAGUUAUUAAAAAAGACAAUUUCAGAUUGUAUUUUCUUUCUUUUCUGUUUUUUUUUUUUUUUUUUUUUAAAUUUCGCCGUCACAAACAGUCGUCCGGUCCUGGUGUUUUGUUUAAUUUUGUGUUAUGCUAUCCUUCCUCCGUUCUCAGUCAGCUUGCUGCCGUCGUGCUACGCUCAUCAACUUUUCUGAAAACACAUUCCAGACUUUCUGCCUGAAGAGUUUUGUUCCAAAAUAACGAACAAAAGUAGCAGUGAGGUUUGAAGUCGCUCGCCGCCUUUGUGAGAAUUAGCUGAGAAGAUUGGCACCACCGUCUUGUUGUUCAUGAUGGAGUGCUGGAGCUUGGAGGUGAUUAGCCUAGCUUAGCAUAACGCCUGGAAGCAGUGGGCAACAGCUAGCCCUAGCCUUUCUUUAAUGUCUGAAAAUAAACCUAUGAAAUCAAACAUCCAAUCAUCAUGAACAUUACAGCGAACCAGCGUCAGAUGUACCGGACCUUGGUGGUGCCAUACGCUCGCAGCUUGGUUGUUUUUAGGCAAGAAAACCACUCAGACGGUUUUAGGGAACACAUUUAGGGGUUUGGCUAGAAAUAACUAUCAUGUAAAUUCAGUCGUGAAUGUACCUUUAAUGCGUAUGUAACUGCAGUACAUGAUGUAAAGGACGUAAAUUAACUAAAUCGUACGUUGAUAUAUCUCUUUGAUUUCAUGUUUCACUUGUUGUUUAACCGUUUAUUGCUCUACAAGCUGCUCCUCCUUUGCUGCUGUAAUUAUGAUUACAUCCACCAGAGGUCGCCACCCAGCAAGAAACAUAAACACGGGCGGUAAUGAGCUGCUAUCACAGAAGGAAAACUCAUGUUGUGGCGAUUUAUUAUAUGCGCUUAUUUUGGUGUAAAAAUGGUAAAUAGCUGAACCAAAAUAAUUAAAGUUGCAGGCUGGUGAACCAAAACCAGGAGCUGAAUGUCAUCGUCAUCCCAUUUUCACAUUACUCAUUCAGAGAAGUUAUUGAUUAUUGCAGCUUUAAAUCAAGUUCCUCUUAUCAGCCUUUUCCUCGCGGUGACAGAAAGCAGCUACUACGUGAUUGUUUCGUUACGAUUAUUUUGUCCAAGUCCUGUUCGGUCCGUAACGUUGUGGAACAAAACUCUUCAGCCGAACAAAGAGACUUAUAUAUCGUUGCCUCUCGGCCAGCAGACGAGGAGAACCGUCGGUUCUUGUAUCUGCACGGAGACGUUCUGAGGUGCUGGCUCGACUCGAAGUGCGACGUGCGAGCGGGCCAGCAGUAACUCUGUUUACUGAUUCAUUGUAAAUAUAUAAAUACCGCAGCGGGGGGGGGAGGGGUGGAAGAUCCAGAGGAGUCAUCACAAAUGUAAACCAAAAAAAAAAAAAAAAAAAACCACAAACCACACACUGUGAAUCAUAUGGGCACAUCAUCCAUGUGAUCAGCAAUUCACAGUCCACAUUCCUACGAUACCAGUAUGCCUAGCACCUGUGCAUUUUUAUCAACUGCUGUUUAUGUCGAAUUGUAUAUGAACCUCAUCUUUCUGUCGCCCUGAACUCAUGAUUUCUUCUUCUUCUUUGUUUUUUUUUUUUUGUUUUUUUUUUAAACCCUUUCCAGUGAUGUGUGAGCUCUGGUUGUGAUGAACUGUGGGAUUAUUUAAGACAACAGAAUUUCACAUGCGACUGUGACUUGUUUUAUUCUAACGUUCAUCAUCUGAGCAGCCUGUGCAGCUGCUUCCUGAGUCAUCCGAGGGUUAAAGUUUAAAAAGGGUUAAAAACAGACUGAGAAGAAAAGUUAUUUUGAGGUUUUGCAAUGUGAAGGAACUUAGCCAAAAAGAAAAGUCUGUGGGGGAAACUAUAAAGGUCAAGUCCACCAAUUUUACACAUUAAAGCCUGCUAAACUCUUGGAUUUGACUCAUUAUAGACACAUGAUAAUAGUCAGUACAGCAAAAGCAGAGAUAUCGCCUCUUUUGUUCCAAACGUUUCUCUUCUUUUUCAAAAACCCACCGCCCACAUACCCAAAGACAGAGCUCAGCAGUGGCCACCUACUUUUUCAAUGUUUCUCCAGCUCCAUUCAUUCACUCCAUUGACGUUUCAGAGUUUUAUUAUCCAACUACCAAACAUACCUCAAAAUCAGACCAGACAGAAAUAUACACACCAAAGUUUCAGCCUGAGCCUAACCUACAUGACAAAGAGUGUCCCACCCGGAUAUAACAUAGCACGGACUUCCACUAAUGGAAUUAAAAUGUCUAAUAAAUGGACCCCAGAUACUUCCAUAUUUAUCACACAAAUUCAUGUGAGUUGCUCCGGAGAUGUCUCAAUUUCAGAGCUCUCCAUGGUAGUCGGUGUUACGCGAUGGCUGGGCUAACACAGAUAACAUUACCUGUCCACUGCCCCCGCCAUGGUUUUCCUUUUUUGACAAUCAAUACGUUGCCGAACAACGGACUGUACCAUUACAAACUGCUGCAGUUAAUGUUACUGAAGGGGAAAGGAGUUUGUUACCUCGCUGAGAAGUUGGCCUGUCACGGCUUCUGCUUGUCCCAUUACUCCCACAGACUGAACCAAACUCCUCCUUGACAUUCAAAACUGAGCUGCUGUCGACAAAUGUUUUGCUCCGUAGGCGGCAAGUGUUAAACUCUCUGAUAUAAAGUUUAGAGAGAAGAGACUGGAGCACUACUCAUCCCAUAAACCUUUGUGAAUUAUUUUAUAACAGCCACUUCCAACCCACAGACCAGGGCUGCCAGCAGUCCUGCUUGUGCCCAGGACGAGAUGAUCUCCAGAGGCCCCAUCAAGCAUAUUUCUAAAAGAUCAGAUUACUUACAGCUUCUUCCUGAGCCACAAACUAUUUCAUAACACUAUUUUCCACUCCCCAAGACCUGUAAACACGCAUUAAUGUGUAAAAUGGGUGGCGUUACCCUUUAAAGGUCCAGUGUGUUGGAUUCAGUGACAUCUAGUGGCGAGGUUGUAGAUUGCAACCAACUGAUUAACCCCCCCCCUUUUGUCCAAACAACAAAGAUAUUAAAAUCCCUCCCUGUUUAAAUUAAUUGAAUCAUAAAACAGUAGAUCGUCCUGAAUCCUGCACACUGCACCUUUAAAAAGAGUCGAACGUCAGCAGGAAUCAGCAGCACAGGAUGUUGGUGACGUGUUUUCAUUCCAGCACAGUGAAAAAAGAAGAAAAAAAGAAAACAUUUGGUCAAAGAGAAAAAGAAAGGAAAGAGAAAAAAAAAAGGAUAAUCGACACCGACUUCUUGAUGGUUCUGUGGUCCAUGUGGUGGUCGGUCAGUCACGAUGUAACUCACGACAUUAUUUAUUAUUAUUUAUUUGCAAUAUUGUUGGGUUUUUUUUUUUCAUACUUGAAGAGAUGUGAAGAGAUAAUAAACUGUGUGUUGA